CGGGCGGCCAUGUUGGAGCAGCGGAGGCGGCGCAGAGGCGCGUCUUGGGUCCCCGCGGCGGCGCCGGUGCCAAGCGCUGGUUUGUGGAUACCCAGGCAGAUCUGCAGUGCCUAAUGCCAUGAGUGUGGUGGUUCAGCAUGUGGAGGAAAAAGCUGUGCACUCCUGGUCGCGCAUCUCCACGGCUGGGAAGAAGGCCCUGGAAGAGGCGCUGCUUGUCUUUAACCCCAUGAGCCAGGAUCUCAGUGCCACAGAGGCCCAGCUUGUGGCCUUCCUGCAGGGCCUGCGAGAUGAUGGCUUCCAACCUACCAUCCUGCGCAGUGGUGAUGUCUAUGGCUAUAGUUCAUGCACAGCUAAUCCCCCAAGCCAGACGAAACUGCAAGCUCGUGCCCCUAACCCAACUGCCACAUCACCUCCAGCCAGUGCUCCCCGAACUGCCAUGCGGUUGCCCGCAGGUCGGGCCACACUGCUUCCCAUGCCACUAUCUGGUAGGCUGGCUAAAGCGUCCACACCAGCCCUUGCCAAGCAUGCUACCACCAACCUGCUGCUGAGCUCUCUGAAGCAAUCAAGUGCCAGCCAUGCCCGGGGCGCAGCAGUGGGCUUCCCCACCCACCUUUAUCCAGGUGUCUACCCUGCCAUGCGGCUCUCUGUUGUCCUUGAGGCCCUGGUUCCACUCAAGACUACAAUGCCCUGCUUGGGUGCCAAGCACAAGGCACAGUCACUGCAUCUCUCACUUGCAGACUCUCCUCUGAAACUGCGGAAAAGUUCAGGGAAGGGUCCAGGGAACCCCCGGCCCAAAGCUCCCAGAAAAACCACAAGCAAGGGCUCCAAGUGUCUGACUCGCAAAGGCCCUGGGGCUGGACCCCGACGAGGCUCUGGGCACCAGAGCAAAACCAACAGAGCCACUGGGUCCCCCAGUGUCCGGCGAAUGAAAGGGGGCUCUGCCCUGGGCACCAAAGCAGCCCAGGCCAAGGUAGCUCGAACACUGGCCAAAGCUGCUCGUUCCCAAGCCAGGGUGGCUCGAACACAGGCCAAGGCUGCUAAGGCCCGGGCCAAGGCCAAGGCAGCCCGGGCCAAGGCCAAGGCAGCCCGGGUCAAGGCCAAGGCCAAAGCCAAGGCAGCACGGGUCAAGGCCAAGGCCAAAGUCAUGGCAGCACGGGCCAAGGCCAAGACUAAAGCCAAGGCAGUACGGGCCAAGGCCAAGGUGGCUCGGACCCAGCCCAGGGGCAGGGGCAGGCCAAAGGGGUCUGCUAAGACCAGAACUACAAGGAAGGGCCAGAAAUACCGCCCUGAGACUGUUGGGCAGAAGAGGAAAAGGGCUGAGGAGGCAAAAGAUCUUCCUCCCAAGAAGAGAACACGGCUUGGGCCCCGAUCUCCUAAGGCAUGGCUAGGGCCUGGAACAGCAAAGCUGCUCAAGUUCCGUGCCAUAAAGGUAGAUAGGCGGUCCUCCGAUGAUGAGGUGCGGCAGCGGGCUCAGCGGAUUCUCCGCGUGAACCUGUCACCUGAGAUACGGCUCCAGCCAUUGCUGCCACAUUCAGCAGUCUGAUUCCUUCACACGGCAAUGUUUGGGGAAACUGAGCCCAGCUGUCUGUGUGGCCAGUGGUACAGUGUGCUAUGCCCGUGGACUCCACAAUCUUGAGGACUCCGGGUACCUCUCUAGGGCCCUUGUGACCACCAGCCUCCUUUCAGAAACUGGAG
Molecule: messenger RNA, 1695 nt
Organism: Macaca mulatta (Rhesus monkey)
Lineage: Eukaryota; Metazoa; Chordata; Mammalia; Primates; Cercopithecidae
Gene: CCDC71
Product: coiled-coil domain containing 71
Source: RefSeq, marked provisional